Molecule: messenger RNA, 641 nt
Organism: Durio zibethinus
Lineage: Eukaryota; Viridiplantae; Streptophyta; Magnoliopsida; Malvales; Malvaceae
Cellular component (GO): respiratory chain complex I
Source: RefSeq, a predicted model, not a curated record
AUAGAAAACCUGGAAAUAAGGUGGGUCUGACCAAAACUCCAGAAGAAAAACAUCGAUAGUGCGGCGUCGUUUAAGAAGUGGACAUAUCGGAGAUGGACGGGUAUGAAAUAGAAGGCAUUGGAGGUGAAAAUAAGAUAAAUUGCAUCAUAAAAUUCCUUGGGUGUUUGGAAUUUGAUCAAUCGGCUGAGAAUCGAACCUCGACAGAACAGCCUCUCUCUGCGACCUCAAAGUCGGUGAAGAAGAGAAAGAGAAAAAUGGUGAAAGUUGCCACUUACUUCGCUAUGACAUUAGGCGCCUUCGUUUUCUGGCAAUCCAUGGAAAAAGUCCACGUCUGGAUCGCCCUCCACCAAGACGAGAAGAAAGAGAGACUGGAGACUGAAGCUCAGAUCAGGAAAAUGAGGGAAGAGCUGCUUCAGCAAGCCAAGCAGAAUGAUCGUCUCGCGUAAAUUCUGCGUUCAAGUCCUCUUUUACUUGUUAUUCUUGCUGUCGCCUUUUUCUUUAUUUUUCCCGGAAUUUGCUUAAUUUAGAGUCAAUGGAAUUGUGGUCGAAAACCAUAAUGUUGCCUUUGAUGAACUGGAUAACCCCAUGGACGAUUGUUGUUUCCUUCUGCUUUAUAUAAUAAAAUCUCUAUCUGUUUGAAA